CAGGAGAUCUAUGCAAUUUUGCCUCGCAAGUAAUCGAGGCGAAGAAGAACUCGAUCGAUCGAAACUUCACGUUACCGUCCUCGUCGCCUUCUCUGAUCGCAAUCGGAUUCCAUGGCGACGACCGGGAACAGCAGCAUCAACGCCAAGCUCGUCCUGUUAGGUGAUAUGGGCGCGGGGAAGUCCAGCCUCGUUCUUCGGUUCGUCAAGGGGCAGUUCCUCGAGUUCCAGGAGUCCACUAUUGGCGCGGCAUUCUUCUCGCAGAUGUUGGCGGUGGGUGAUGCCACGGUGAAGUUUGAGAUUUGGGACACGGCCGGGCAGGAGAGAUAUCACAGCUUGGCUCCCAUGUACUACAGAGGAGCCGCGGCGGCGAUCAUCGUAUAUGAUAUCUCUAGCUCGGAAUCAUUUGAGAGAGCAAAAAAGUGGGUGCAAGAGCUGCAAAAACAAGCUAAUAGGGACGCGACAAUAUUAGGUAAUCCAAAUAUGGUGAGAGCUCUUGCAGGAAAUAAAUGUGAUUUGGAGGAUAAAAGAAAGGUGACAACUGAGGUUGACCCUUUGCAGACAGAUAUCACAAGGGUGCAUCACGACUUGGGCAAUUCUAGUUAAGUUUGUGACAUUUGGUAUCGGAGUAGGCAAGCGAUUCGAGCAAACAACAAAAGUUCACACACUCGCCAUGGCGAAUCUAGUAAGACUACUAAGGGGGCAACUUCCUAAAGUGGCCAUUGGGGGAUUGUAAGUGUAAACAUGCUCUUAAGCUGUUGGAGUCGCUUAUGAGGAGCAUGAUUGCUAAAAUGGUGACCAAGAAGUUGGCAAUUUUCCACGAGUAGAGAAAGCGCAAUUCGAAAUGCCGAUGGUGGGAAAAGAAAAGGACCAUAAGGAGAGUUUUGCAAUAGCGGAAACCCGCCUCGAUGUCCUCGAAACAAGCUUGGAGGAACUCUACCAAGGCCAACAACGACUUCUUGGGUAGAUAAUUUGCAAGAGGCAAAAUCUUGGAUUGACAUAAUGGAGUCUCGAGUUGAUCGACUAACGAAAGAUUUUGCAAGAGGCAAAAUCUUGGAUUGACACGGGAGUGUCUAAUUUGCUACAAUCUGCUCAUAUGGAUCAUACUGAUAAUAUGAUAUUUUUUUCAGCCAACAAUAUUGCUACAUAAUCUUCAACUCAGCCUACUCAGAUAUGACAGCUCAUCAGCAUAUUCUCAGCACAAAGGAAUACAUUAAUGGAGUUGGUUGGCAGCUGUAAAGCUGUAUCAUGAUGCUUUUCUUCAUGGCUAAGGAGUUCAUUAAUGGAGUUGGUUGGCAGCUGUAAAGCACUUAAUUUCGAAAUUUCCUAUGCAUGAAGGGUUGUUUCAUGCACUAGUAUUUAUUUUGGGGUUUAGGGCUUAGAAAAGACUUUAGAAAACUGAGAAUAUUAGCAGAAGCUCUCUUUGAGUGCUCUUUUGAACUCUGUAUCUCUUGGAUGUGUCCUUGAGUGGUGAGUCUUUUGCUUUCAGUUCUGUAUCCUUGUUUAUUGUCAUUAGGGUGGUGAUCUUUCUGUAUCCCUUUUGAUUUUAAACUUGGUGGUGAGCUAUUUUUCGUUUUACCGAAGUUUCUUCAAGAGUUCAUUCAUUGCCUUC
This is a messenger RNA of Musa acuminata AAA Group (dessert banana), 1609 nucleotides long. RefSeq names its product ras-related protein RHN1-like. Gene Ontology annotation, molecular function: GTP binding; GTPase activity. Bases 112 to 603 code for a protein of 163 amino acids. The transcript has 6 exons. The record is from RefSeq and is a predicted model, not a curated record. Gene Ontology annotation, cellular component: endomembrane system; endosome; endocytic vesicle. Gene Ontology annotation, biological process: intracellular protein transport. Lineage: Eukaryota; Viridiplantae; Streptophyta; Magnoliopsida; Zingiberales; Musaceae.